GGCCAGAUGGAAAUGUAGCAUGAUGAUCAUUGCAUUUCUAGUGUUCCUGGUGGGCCGGGCAGCAGCUCAGGAGAGGACAGCUGUUGAGGGGUGGGCAGGUGACCUAGCUGGCUCUGCACCUACCCAGGCAGCUUGCAGACCCUCAGGUGCCAGCUGGGGCUGGUGGGAAGCCAGACAGCAGCAGGUGGGGUGAGGACCAGCAUGGCAACUGCAGCCUGUGAACCCAUGGCCAGGCCCAGCUUGACCUCCAUCUCGUCGGGGGAGCUGCGCAGCCUUUGGACGUGCGAUUGCGAGCUGGCCGUGCUACCACUGACACAGCUGCUGCAUCUGCAGCCAGGCGCCUUCCAGCUGCGGGGCGAUCAGCUGGUGGUGCCUGGGCCAGGGGACACGGGGGCAGCGCACGGGGGUUUUAACGUCUUUGGCGACGGCCUGGUGAGCCUGGAUGGGCAGCUCUACCGCCUCAGCAGCUACAUCAAGAGGUAUGUGGAAUUGACUAACUACUGUGAUUAUAAAGACUAUAGGGAAACUAUACUGAGCAAACCCAUGCUGUUCUUCAUUAAUGUAAAAAAAGACACUUCAAAAGAAAGGACAUACGCAUUUCUUGUGAACACAAGGCAUCCCAAGAUAAGAAGACAGCUGGAGCAGGGGAUGGACAUGGUCAUCUCCUCCGUGAUUGGAGAAAGUUACCGACUUCAGUUUGAUUUUCAAGAAGUAGUGGUGAAUUUUUUCCCUCCAGGAACUGAGGUGAUUCAUGGAGAAAAUCUGAGCUUUGCAUAUGAAUUCAAGGCUGAUGCUUUAUUUGAUUUCUUCUAUUGGUUUGGGCUCAGCAAUUCCACUGUGAAGGUGAAUGGGAAGGUCUUGAAUCUGUCAAGUACAAGACCUGAAAAGAAGGAAACAAUUAAGUUAUUCCUGGAAAAAAUGAGUGAACCCUUGAUCCGAAGGAGCAGUUUCUCUGACCGGAAAUUCAGUGUAACUUCUAGAGGUUCAAUAGAUGACGUUUUUAACUGCAAUCUGUCACCCAGAUCAUCUCUGACAGAGCCUCUUUUGGCAGAAUUACCAUUUCCCAGUGUUUUGGAAUCUGAUGAGACACCCAACCCAUUUAUCUGAUUGGACAGAACAUUCUUGCUUUCACCCCUGCAUACCAGGCCUUAGCCACAAUACAGGUAGAGGGGAGGGAUCUGUUGGGAGACAGGACUUUCGCCCCCUUGUGGUCUCCUCCUUCUCCCUAUGGCUUCCAUGGAGAGACUAAUCUUCAGUUUUCCUGGGCAUGGUGGCCUGGCAGGCUGGGUAUAGCUAGUUUCCUUCUAUGUUAUGGUUACCAGGAUGAAAAGGCUUUGGCUACAUGGCUUGAGAGGGGGACAAGGUUCCUCUAUUUCAACACUUCUUCAAAGAGACAGGAGGAACAGAAUAUCCUGCCAUCUUGGUUAGCCAUGGCCCUCUGAGAGCUUUCCUGGGGGCCUCUGUAGGAGGUGUCUGUCUUGGAUGUCGGCCUGUGAUGUUUUAUAAGUUGGGGUGUGGCACUUCACUUUGGAGAUGCUUGUUCAUCCCCAAGCCUAGAAAAUUUGGGCCAACAUCACUAUUUUUCCUUUAGGACAAAAGACAAAUGAUGAGAUCUUUCAUCACGUCUAUGUGAACCCUUCUGAGAAACACUCAACAUCAGGUUUAUUGGAGGACUGCCCAGGUUGCUAGGAUAGUAACCUUGUUCCCUACUGCCUGAAAUGUGAACCCUGAUUGGCAUCCUCCUUCACAUUCUGCCCACUGAAGAAUGAAACCAGGUGGGGUACUAACAGUCCGUGACAGGGGAGAAUCCACACUGCACACGGCAGAGUCCUCCAUCUUGACAGCACAUCGAGCCACUUGGGCAUUUAAAAUAUGUUCCCAGCAAUGCUAACAUGAAAAGAAAAAUAGAAGAAGGCUGUGUCAUUACCAUAAUUCAUUGCUACAUCAGUGUGUUUCCACCUCAUAGCCACAGUGGAAUUCUUCCAGAGAAAAAGAAAUUUCUCCAAUCUCCAUAUGAAAGCUUGCACAAAUGAAUCACUACGUAUGCUCAUAAUGAGGAAGCUUUAUGGGUAUUUUCUAUCAUUAAAAACAUAUUCCUGUAUUAUACAGUUUGAUAGCUCUGCCGAUGAUCCUGCCAUCCAUAUUUGAAGUGUUAUAUAGUAUAUUUGCACAAUUAAAACGUUUCUUAGCAUUCAAAAUAGACUUGAUUAAAUUUGUGACCCUAGGUCUGUGUGAUUGGUGACUUUUGGUUUGUGGGUGUUGUAUGUGCCUUAUCACUCACUUAUAAUAAAAAUUGUGGUUUCUGAA
Dipodomys ordii (Ord's kangaroo rat) is the source of this 2307-nucleotide messenger RNA. It is a transcript of the gene Medag, whose product is annotated as mesenteric estrogen-dependent adipogenesis. The coding region runs from base 202 to 1107 and encodes 301 amino acids. Gene Ontology annotation, cellular component: cytoplasm. The record is from RefSeq and is a predicted model, not a curated record. The transcript is spliced from 6 exons. NCBI's taxonomy places the organism in Eukaryota, Metazoa, Chordata, Mammalia, Rodentia, Heteromyidae.